Debaryomyces hansenii CBS767 is the source of this 1923-nucleotide messenger RNA. RefSeq names its product beta-mannosyltransferase. The coding region runs from base 1 to 1923 and encodes 640 amino acids. The record is from RefSeq and is a predicted model, not a curated record. Lineage: Eukaryota; Fungi; Ascomycota; Pichiomycetes; Serinales; Debaryomycetaceae. Gene Ontology annotation, molecular function: mannosyltransferase activity. The transcript has a single exon.
AUGAAAUUUGGACCCAAAACGACAAGAAAGAUAUUAUUGGUGUUAGUUCUUUUGUUCACGCUAACUGGUUUGCUAUGGACUUCGAAAAAAGCAACAGUCAAAUACCCAUCUCUUGAUAAGGGUAAAUAUCCAACUUUGGACAAGAUCAAAGGGUUUUAUAAUGACAAGAUUUCUGCAUUUCAAAAGAAGCCUAAUGAUCAUUUAGUAGUAUAUCCUCGUUCAUUCUCUUCUGAGUCGAAAGAGAAGUUGGAAGAUCACUUCAACACAUACUUGGGAGGAAUAACAGGAAAUUUGAAAGUUCUCAGCUACAAUGGACCAAAAUCACCUUUGACGAAUAAAAUCAGAGAAGAUAAAUAUCACAAGCAUGAAAUUUCGUUGUAUGAUUCAGUAAGAGACAUCGGAGGAGAUGUUGACAAAUGUCAGCCUGAUAUCAAUAAGAAAAUUAAACUAGAUGUCACUAAUUCCAAUACCUUUGGAUUUUCAUUUGAAAAAAUAGUCAGAAAAUUGGUUCAGCAGUUAAAGGAUGACCCUGCUAUUCUGGAAUUGAAAGGUUUCUUCAAUGAAGAUUUGGAGAAGCAUCUCGAAGAGGGAAAAACAGGAGAUCAUUGGUUUAAGUUUGCAGGAACCUCAGUAUGGUUGGAGCAAUAUGGUGUACACUUCAUGAUCUCAAGAAUGAUGUAUAGUCCUCCUGGGCCUAAAAAAAGAAGUGUUUUGAGUUUAUUAUAUGGUCAAGUCUACGAUGAAGAUUGGAAUGAAAUCGAAAAUAUCGACUUGAUCAUGCCAUCAUCUGAUUCCUUAACCAACGACAAGAGCUUCAGAAGCAUUAAUUUCCCAAGUUUCUUACCAAUACCAUUCUACCAUGACGCCAACUAUCUUCUGAAAAGGUUUUAUGGUCCUGAAGAUGCUAGGAUGUUGCUAGUAAAGAAUGACAAUGGUAUUGAAGAACCCUUGAUUGUUUUCAACGCUUAUCAUCGCAAGGGUUCUGAUGAAAUUAAGAUUGACGAAGCUUCAUCAAGUAUCAAAUUUGAGUAUUAUAGAUCGAUGUUUGUUGGAUGGCCAUUUCAAUUUCAGUUGGGAAAACAAAAUGUUGAUGGUUCACUGAAUCCUAAGCAUGCCAAUAAUGAAUACACAAAAAUUACCGAAUUAAGGAAUAUAGCAUCUCCUAGGUUAAAAGUUCAAAAAAAUUGGACUCCGUUUGUAAGUAAUAAGGCUCGCCAAGUCGAUGGGUAUGACAAGAAUAUCUAUUUUGUUUACAGAUGGCAAAGCUUGGAAAUUAUGAAAUGUCAAUUAACAAGCAUUACUGAUGUUUCACAAUGUACAUUUGAAUAUAAACGAGUAGAUGACUUACCAAUUGAUGCAAGUGUUGGCGAUUUGCGAGGUGGAACUGAAUUGAUAAGUAUAAAUAAUAUAUUCCCGUCACUAGAUAGUCAUUUUAAAUCUGAUACGGAAGUCUGGGUUGGAUUCUCAAGAGCCCACAUCAAGAGCUGUGGAUGUGGAAGCAGCAUGUAUCGCCCAAAUUUAGCAAUCCUUUAUAAGGAUGGAAAUAAAUUCAAGAUUUCGCAGUUGAGUGAAUUUUUCUCUCUAGAUGUUAAGGUCACCGGUUGGUCCGACCCUGAAAAAGUAUGUCAGUCUAGAGAGCCAGACGCUUUGAUACCGAAUGGUAUCUCAUCGUGGGAUGUCAAUAGCCACAUGUCUGGAUUAGAGCAAGUACAUGAAGAUUACAUUACUCUAAUAUUGUCAGCAGGGGACGCUGUUGAUCACAAAAUCCACAUAAAAAAUUUGCUCAAAGCAAUUAUUGGUCAAACAUCGUUAUUAUCAUCCAAGGAAGAGAAUGGCUACAAUGAUGAUCUUGUCCUUUGUUCACUUAGGUAUUCAAAAGAUUUUUGUGCUGCGUAUGGAAAAGAACAAUUGAAGGAGAACUAA